Carassius carassius (crucian carp) is the source of this 1141-nucleotide messenger RNA. RefSeq names its product zinc finger and BTB domain-containing protein 41-like. Gene Ontology annotation, cellular component: nucleus. The transcript has 5 exons. The record is from RefSeq and is a predicted model, not a curated record. Lineage: Eukaryota; Metazoa; Chordata; Actinopteri; Cypriniformes; Cyprinidae. The coding region runs from base 38 to 802 and encodes 254 amino acids.
AACCUCACCUGUGCAGCAUCUGUGGACAGUUUCCAUCAUGGAAGCUCCUACAGCUCUGCUUCACCUUCGUGUUCAUCAUGAGGACAAGCGCUAUGAAUGUGACGAAUGCGGCAAAACGUUCAUCCGCCACGAUCAUCUCAAGAAACACAAAAAAAUCCACACCGGGGAGAGAGCGCACCAGUGUGAAGAGUGUGGAAAAUGCUUCCGACGUGCCGAUCACCUGACUGUCCAUUAUAAAAGCAUUCAUCUGGGACAGAAGAUCUGGCGAAGAUAUAAAGCAGUGGUGCAUCAGUGUCAGGUGUGCAAGAAAGAGUUCAGGGGGAAGACCAACCUUAUGUCGCAUUUCAGAACACAUUCAGGUGAGAAACCUCACCGUUGUGUGAUCUGCAACCAGACCUUCCGCAUCAAGAAGACUUUGACCAAGCACAUGGUCAUUCACUCAGACGUACAUCCAUUCAGCUGCCCGCACUGCAGCGCUACCUUCAAGCGUAAGGACAAGCUGAAGUAUCACAUGGAUCACGUGCACAGCGGCCGCCCGCUCGAGCAGCAACAGCCCAACCUGCCAACGCCGCAUGGGGUCCUUCCAGCUGUGAGCCAGCAACAGCAGACAGGCUACCAGUCCUCCACUGACCUUGUGUUCUUUGAAAAAUACACCCUCACGCCUCAGCCGUCCAACAUCGUGCACCCAGUGCGGCCCGAGCAGAUGCUAGACCCUCGAGAGCAGUCUUACCUGAGAACGAUCCUGGGACUGGACUCGGCUACAGCUGUACAAAACAUGUCUAGUGCUGAACAUACGCAUUAAUUCAGCACAUGAAGUCAUCAGUCUUUGUGCUGUUCUUAAAAUGAUGCAUGUUGCUCUAAAUUUGUUUUUGUAAUUGAAAGCAAAAAAAUGAUAGAAGGUCAUGAAGGGGAAUACAGAAUAUUCAUUUUAAAAGUAUUGAAUUAGUAUCAUGAAAUUAUGACUUAACUUUGAUUGUAUAUUGAAUGUGUGUGUGUGUAUAUUUCUGCUAAUUCGAUCCAUAACCCGUGUGUUCAUAUAAGUGACAUGGAAAUUACCUGCGAUCGGUGUGUGAAUGAAUAAUAGUUUCUAAAUUUACCAGCCCAGACCAAAGUUUGCUUGUGUUUCUGUAAAUAAAGCACU